GCACGGCGGCACGACCGACCCAAACGAACCAACUCAGUCUGGUUGAGUCGGCGGCACGGUGAAGUCCGGCGUGUUUGUAUCGCGGGCCUAAGUAUUUGUUUACCAACAGUGCCUUACCCAGAGCGAAGUGACGGAGGGAAUGUCAAGCACACUUGCGCCACCUGCAAUGGUUAGCCUGGUGGAUCUUAAAAUGCAGUUCUGACCUGCUGUUAAACUAUGUUUUCCUGAAGAAAAUGUAGUGACGCUCGGGGUACACAGUGUUCUCCUUUUCUGCUUGAAGUAUAUUUCGCGUUUCCGGAAGUGUUACUAGUACAUACUUGGCGGCAGUAGCCGUUUUCUAUGCACAAUGGCCAGGCUCACAGAGGAAAUGGUAGUGGCAAGAACAAAACAAUCGGAUAUCGGACAAGUGACGAAAUUAAACUGCUGGGGAAGCGAGCUGUCAGACGUCCGCCUCUUGAGAAGAAUGCAAAAUGUGGAGGUCCUGUCCUUGAGCGUCAACAAGAUCCGGUCGCUGGAGGACUUCCAGCACUGCCGCAACCUGGUGGAGCUAUUCGUGCGCAAGAACGAGAUCGCGGACCUCAACCAGAUCCUGUACCUGCAGCACCUCCCCAAGCUGCGGAACCUGUGGCUCGAGGAGAACCCCUGCGCCAACGAGGAUGAGUACAGGUACACGGUGCUGCGGGCGCUGCCGAGCCUCAAGACGCUGGACAAGGUGCCGGUGCAGCCCGAAGAGGUGCAGGACGCGAUGCGACGCGGCAGGGACUUGACGCACCCCCAGGACCCGCAGGACUCGGAGUACUGGGAGCCCCAGCCCCAGAACGACAGCCAGAGCCCCCUGCGGGACUGCAGCCCGCCCCCUGCAGCGCCUGUCGCGUACCAGCCGCAGCGCACCGAGCCGCAACAGGCAGCGCCUCAGCAGCCGCCGCAACACUCCCCUCCGGCCGCUGAGAAGCAGCAGCCACAGCAGCCCUUGUCCGAACCACCCCGCACGCCGCAGCAGCCGCAAGCACCAGACUCCACGGGGGCGGAGGACGGCCGAACCGGCGAAGAGUCGUCGGCCUCCCCGAGCUGUCCUCCUGCCCGCCCCUCCAACUCCCCACCCUCCACCGUCUCCCCCGCCCCACAGCCCAACGGCCCCCGUAGAACUGUGCAAGCCCCCGUUCAGUCAUCAACGCAGCAAGCGACCCAAGGCUUGGGCCCAGUUCCCCAGAGCCAGGGCCCCGUGGGCCAGCGGAGUCCUCCAAGAUGUGCAGUUGACACUCAAGGCGGUACAUUUACACGAAAACCCUCAAGAGACUAUAUCAUUCGUAAUGCAGACGAUAUGCCUGUUGGAGGUGGUGGUGGCCAGUACUACUAUGAAGAUGGAGAUUUACAGUAUCAAAGACAACCACAAAAUAUCCCACCUCAACAAUAUGUGUAUGAGGACCCACCUAUUGAGGACGAACCUCCAGUGGUGCUUCGCCAACCUCACCGAAUGAGUAAUGGAGGGUAUCAUGACGUUCUAAUGAAUCAAGGCGACAAUAGUAGCAGUGAUGGCAGUGGUGGAAUGUACAGAGAACGCUCACGUCCUGUCAGUACAGUGGAGGAUGACUCAAGACAAACGUGCGAGCGAAAUAAUCGCCAGACUCAUGAGAGACUAUCAUCAGCUGCACAGCGGCUUGCAAACGACCGCAUGACUUGCAACACCAAUCAGCGUGCACCUUACCCUCGCAGACCAAUUACAAGGAGUUCAAAUCUGCUGUCAGCAGUUCUGUGUCUAGUCAAAGAACUGGAUUAUCCAAGUUUAGAGGUAGUAGAAAUGGCUGUCAAGUGCAGAAUGGAUGAACUUGAAGAUUAGUACUGUCAUCGUUUUACUAAUGAUCUAAUCUUGACUAAUUACCAACCAAAAAAUGUUAAAUUUAUUUGAUACAGGUGUAGAUUAUUUAAGGUUGACAUGCAAAUAUGUAAAUAUGUAACAUUCACUUUUAUUUGAAUUUGAUGUGUGAUGGAUGUCCUGGUAGAGUGUGGUGCUGUACGAAUGGAACAAAAGAGGACAAGUCUGGAAUGUCAUUGGGAGUGCAUUCACUACCGAUGUAUACAACCAUACUUUUAAAGAAAUAAUGUGAUAUUGCUGGUUUUAUAGGACCUUAUACGUAAUUCAUAAAAAAGUUCCACCUUUGUUUUGGUAUCAGAACUUAAAGCAGAUAAAUUUUCCUAGAGAUUACUUUAUUAAAGAAAGAGUUCAUAAGAAAUUGCAGCCUCUUUGUCAAUUUUUUUUCUUUACUUGGCUUGUAAUUAUUGGACAAAUCGCAUGCUCCAAUGUGAAAAUUAUCUUGCCUUGUGCUGUAAUUUCUUCCUUCAUGCAGGCAAACUGCUAAAUACUGUUGGACUAUGUUGAUGCUCCUUUCGAAUCCCUAGUAGUAGAAAUUUUGCCAUGAGUGCCUUUUAUUCAUGUACCAGUUGGUUGAGACAUUGAACAGGUUUUGCAGACUUUGCGUGGUGAUUAGGAUGUAUGGUAAUAUAAUUACGCAUUACUAAUUGUGCUUUAAACCCAAACACGCGCAGCUGACAGUUCCCUUACGUAGUAGUUAAACUUGUCUCUGAAUAAGUUAGAUCUGUUGAAAAAUACAGGGUUUGGUUGUGGAUAAUAUGUGCAGAAACUAGAUUUUAGUCAUGAUAUCUUUGCACAUUUCACCUGUACCAGUCAGGUAUACUUCCCAACAAAGGCACCAGGUCUAUUUAGUUUUUUUGUUGAUUAAACUACCUUUCUAUGUUUUUUGUCUGCCUGUAAAGAAGAUUGGUUUUGCUAUUUUUGUCCCCUGCUCAACAUUCUGUACAGGUUUUCUGUCUGUAGGUGCUCCCAGUGGCUUGUCUUUGUUUUUUAAGCCUGGUCUGGUAAAUAUGUACUUUUUUAAAGGAUAGGAAAGAAAAUUCACACUGUUAACUCAUUGAAUUUUCUUUAUUAAAAGGUUAAUGCAACCCAGUACACAGAGGUAGCUAACUUCUAGUCUUCAUAAAGGUUUAGCUUCAAUUUCCUUUUUUUAUACCUUCAUUUGUUUGUUCUGUUCUCUGAAGGGAUCAACAGUAGGUCAAUUUUAUUUGGUCUACUUGCAUUGUCCAUACUGUUGUAUCCUUUUGCAUUAAUUUUUUGGUAUUCAUUUGUUGCUAACUGUGUUCACAUACAGUUCAACUGCUCUGAAGAGAUAAGACUUGUUUAAACACUGCUAUUUGCUAUCCCGUCGGUGCUACUUGAGAUUCAUUAAACUGUGAUCACUUGACAAAUGUUGAACAUAUAAGAAUUGUUAUUUCAUAAUUAAUUGCGGGAUAUAACUAUGUUUUCAUAGCCUUACUUUCUUUUCAUUCUUAUUAUACAAAACUGAGAUUUUAAAUUGUUUCUAAUGUUAAUUUGGAUCAAUAGGUCCUGAACAAACCCACUGUUGUCAUUUUUCUCACUUUAGGUACUUUUAAAACAUGAGUGAGUGACUGUAACUGCACUAAAACUGGCUGUGCUAUGAUGUGAGAAAUGUAUUAAAAGAAUGCAAUAUUCACUUCA
Thrips palmi is the source of this 3532-nucleotide messenger RNA. Its product is annotated as trithorax group protein osa. Lineage: Eukaryota; Metazoa; Arthropoda; Insecta; Thysanoptera; Thripidae. Bases 347 to 1837 code for a protein of 496 amino acids. The record is from RefSeq and is a predicted model, not a curated record. Gene Ontology annotation, biological process: cytoskeleton organization. The transcript has 10 exons. Gene Ontology annotation, molecular function: protein binding.